ACUUGGGUGAUGAUGAGGACUGCUGCAAUUGUUUUGCUGUUACUGGCUGUUGAUGUCAGCAGAGCUGAUGAUGAUAAGAUCAUUGGUGGGUAUGAGUGCCCAAUGCACUCACAGCCCUGGCAGAUCUAUCUAACAUAUGAUGAUGGUGUGCGCUGGUGUGGUGCAUCUCUAAUCAACAGCAGAUGGGCUGUGUCUGCUGCUCACUGUUAUGUCUCGGCCAAUCGUCUUGCUCUUCAUCUGGGAGAGCACAACAUAUUCAGCGAUGAGGGCACAGAGCAGAGGAUUUGGGCAGAGAAAGUAAUCCCUCACCCCAACUAUAAUUCAGUCACAUAUGACAACGACUUCAUGCUGAUCAAAUUGAGUGAAGCUGCAGUUUUUAACAAGUACGUGCAGCCGAUUCCUCUGGUAUCCAGCUGUGCAGUAGCAGGACAGAAGUGCUUGGUGUCUGGAUGGGGAAACACAGGAGAGGACUAUGCGUCCGUGCUACAGUGCCUGAAUUUGCCUGUGAUCGCACACUCAACAUGCCAGAAUGCUUAUGGAUCCAAAAUUACAGAUAACAUGUUCUGUGCUGGGUACAUGGAAGGGGACAAAGACUCAUGCCAGGGUGACUCAGGUGGUCCUGUGGUAUGUAACGGAAAGCUGCAGGGUGUUGUGUCCUGGGGGUAUGGAUGUGCUGAGCCUGGCUUUCCUGGUGUUUAUGCUGAAGUCUGUCGCUACAUUGACUGGGUUGAUACUAUUAUAGCUACCAACUAAAGUGGAAAUUGGAUCUGAAUAAACAAGCUUGUAAUUA
Messenger RNA from Trichomycterus rosablanca, 790 nucleotides. Its product is annotated as trypsin-2-like. The transcript has 5 exons. Gene Ontology annotation, biological process: proteolysis. The record is from RefSeq and is a predicted model, not a curated record. Bases 10 to 753 code for a protein of 247 amino acids. Gene Ontology annotation, molecular function: serine-type endopeptidase activity. NCBI's taxonomy places the organism in Eukaryota, Metazoa, Chordata, Actinopteri, Siluriformes, Trichomycteridae.